CUCUCCCUCGGCCGGUCUGGGCUUUUGUUUUUCCUUCAGGCUGGGUCUUGAGAGGAAGACAAGUCCUCUCCCCCAGCCCUGGCUGGCUGCGGGGGGCUGCGGGGGGCCCGCGGGGCAGGUGGAGGUGAGGAGGGUCGGUCACGGGUGGGCUCGUUCUGUGGCUCCCGGUGCAGCGGCGCUGCCCGCUGGGACGUGCCUGGCCUUGGGACCAGCCGGGAUGGAAGCAGACGGCGUCUCCCCGAUCCCACAGGUAGGACAUUCCAGCUGCUGCUGAAGUGACGUGCCCGAGGCCACGGAAGAAAACCCGUGGCGGAGCUGGGACGGAACCCCGAGUCGCUCCGUCCUAGUUUCCCGUUGCUGGGUGCCUUUCCUUGCUCGGCUGGGGAUGGAGGUUUAACCCUGCACCCCCGGGCUGCCGGGGUAAAGUCCUGCCUGGGCUUUGCCAGCUCCUAAUCAGCGCUGGCAGCCGGGCGUGUGGCCAGGGGGCUGAGCCCCUCCGUGGCUUUGGGGAGCCCAGACCUUUCGGAAAGGGGGAUGUGGGCACGAGCCCCUCGAACAUCACGGUUGCUUGGCUGGCUGGUGUGUCAGAGGAGGGAUGGCACAGCUCACGCUCAGGGCUUUAAACCCCAUCCUUAGGGUUUACAACUCAAGCCAUAAGCCCCGAAUCCUGGCGCAGCCCAGGCGACUGCAGGCACUUUAAAGAUGCGCGCGAGCGCAGAGGAGGAGCUGGAGAAGGACAGGCUGAGGACGUGGUCCCUGGAGCAGGUUCAGUGGCAAAUAUGAACAUUUGUCAACAUUUGACAACAACUCCAUGGGACAUCAUGAAUUUGCUGGAAUCUGGACCACAGAGCACUUGCCAUAGUGCUGUUUGAAUUUAAAUUUCACUUACGUGAAAGAAAAAUAAUCACCUGGAUCAACUGUAGUGAUGGCUAGCAAAAGAAAAUCCACCACUCCCUGCAUGAUACCAGUAAAAACACUGGUGCUUCAGGAGACUGAACUGGACCAUGUGGAAGAUGAUCAUGAGGGAACGAAGCAAGAUGUCCCUGCGGAAGGGCCAGCAGCAAGUGAUGCUGGUGCCAGUAGCAGUAAUAAUGGAGCUCUAUCUAACGGGCACCGCGGUAUUGCUGAUGGUGACACUUUUAUCUGCAAGUCUUGUGACUUUGGAUCUCAAGACGUUCAUCACUUCUUCAGGCACUUGGACUCUGAGCACUCAGACUUCAGCAAAGACCCUGCGUUUGCGUGCGUUGCGUGCAACUUCCUGGCAAACAGCCACGAAGGGCUCUCGCACCACAAUGCAGAGUCACACGCUGGUGAAACGAGCUUCAUCUGGAAGGUGGCUAAGCAGGACAAUCGUACAACUGUGGAGCAAAGUCUCUGUGAGGCCACCAGCAGCCAUGACCCUCCGGGAGAGGUCGCUGAAGAAGGAGCGGAUGGCCAGUCUGAAAUUAUCAUUACCAAAACCCCCAUCAUGAAGAUAAUGAAAGGUAAACCAGAGGCCAAAAAAAUCCACACGCUGAAGGAGAAUCUGUCAAGUCAGCUGGGCAGCGAGUCAGAGGUGAAAGAUGGAGACCAUUCAUUCCCAAAUGGGGCUGUGCCAGUCAGCCAGCCCACUGCAAGUUCAACAAAAUCAUCUCAUAUAGUGAAUGGUUCUAUCAUAGGAAAUGUCCCUGUUCUGCAGGCAGGUGUUGCACAACUUGUGUCACUACAGCAGCAACCCCCAUUGCAUCAGCAGCUACCUACGUCCAAAUCCCUUCCCAAGGUGAUGAUCCCCCUGAGCAGCAUUCCAACAUACAACGCCGCCAUGGACUCCAACAGCUUCCUCAAAAACUCUUUCCACAAGUUUCCCUACCCCACAAAAGCUGAGCUGUGCUACUUGACUGUGGUGACGAAGUACCCAGAAGAGCAGCUGAAGAUCUGGUUCACUGCCCAGAGGCUGAAGCAGGGCAUCAGCUGGUCACCGGAGGAGAUCGAAGAUGCCAGGAAGAAGAUGUUCAACACGGUUAUUCAGUCUGUGCCCCAACCCACCAUUACAGUUUUGAACACGCCGCUAGUUGCAAACCCCGGGAGUGUCCCCCAUCUUAUCCAGGCAACUUUACCAGGCCACGUGGUGGGGCAGCCGGAGGGGACGGGGGGGCUGCUGGUCACGCAGCCCAUUAUGGCAAACGGGUUGAAGGGCACCAGCUCCUCCUUCACCUUGGCGGUGACCUCUGUCCCCAGGACGCAGCCGACGGCGCAGCACAGCACCGUGAGCUCCAGCAACACGUCAGGGGUGAAGGUGGUCAGCAGCGGCCAGUCGCUACUCACCGCCUGCCCAGCCAUCUCCUCGCAGACCUUCCUGGAUCCCAACGUGUACAAAAACAAGAAGUCCCACGAGCAGCUCUCAGCCUUGAAAGGCAGCUUCUGCAGAAACCAGUUCCCUGGCCAGGCUGAAGUCGAGCGGUUGACAAAAAUCACGGGCCUUUCCACCAAGGAGAUUCGGAAAUGGUUCAGCGAUAGGAGGUACCACUACAGGAACGUGAGAGGCAACCGGGCGGUCUUCCCUGGAGACAACACUCUUGAUUCCCUGCCUGAAAUACCCUUCGAUGUCUCUCCCAGAGGGGUUGAGCUGAGCCCUGCAGCAGCAGCGGCUGCGCCGGCCCCUCACCACCCGCCACGGCGGCAGUCAUGGCACCAGGCACCCGACUUCACGCCGACCAAGUACAAAGAGCGGGCACCGGAGCAGCUGAAGGCCCUGGAGAGCAGUUUUGCCCAAAAUCCCCUUCCUGCGGAGGAAGAGGUGAACCGCUUGAGGGCGGAGACGAAGAUGACACGGAGGGAGAUCGAUAGCUGGUUCUCGGAGAGGAGGAAGAAGAAGGUGGCAGAAGAAAACCAGAAGGUGGAAGAGGUGGCUCGGCCGGAGGAGGAAGAGGUGGAAAGUGGUGGGGGGGAAGGGGAAGACUCCUCGGAUGAGCUGAGGGCUGCAAGUGAAAACGGUUCAGUCGACGCCUCUGGCAACAACCCAAACUCGGUGGAGCGGAAGGUGAGUCCCAUCAAAAUCAACCUGAAGAACCUCCGAGUGACUGAGUCCAAUGGCAAAAAUGAGUUACCAGGGGCUGGUGCCAAUGAGAAAGGGGACGGCAGCUCCAGCCGGCCACCCACCCCUCCGAAAACCAAACUGAACUUUAAAAAAACAGCCCAGCAGCGGCAUCUCCUGAAGCAGAUGUUCGUGCAGACCCAGAGACCCACGAACCAGGAGUACGACGCCAUUGUUUCCCAGACGGGCCUGCCGCGGGCCGAGGUCAUUCGCUGGUUUGGGGACAGUCGGUACGGCUACAAGAACGGGCAGCUGAAGUGGUAUGAGAACUACAGGCGGGGGGUUUUCCCCCCGGGGCUGGUGGAGGUCAGCCCGGCCAGCCGGGAGGUGCUGGAGGACUACUACGAGAAGCACAAGGGGCUGCGGGAGGAGGACCUGCCCGGCCUCUGCGAGCGCGCCCACCUCAGCGCCCAGCAGCUCAAGGCCUGGUUCUCGGUGAAGGCGGAGGAGGAGGGCAAGGGCCCUGUCCCCGAGGAGGCCUGCGCUGGCGAGGGCAGCCGGAAAGGGCCGUGUGAGGCUGGCUCGGAGCUGUCUGAGAGCAGCGAGUCGUGGGAGCUGGGCGGCCAGGAAGGCAGCGCCGGGACCCCCGAUGCCCCCGGCCCACCGCCCGCUCCCCGGCUGGAAACAGACUGAACUCAAACCACCAGCCCUGGAGGAUCCGCACUUACCCUUGAGAAGAAAUUUUUGGUCUUCAAGAAAUCCAUGGGCCGGCCUGAUCCAAACCUCAGGAGCAGGACGUGGUGAUAAAGCACUGCCAUAAAUGAGACCUUUGAGCACAGCACAAGUGUACAUGCCAAAACUGGGCACUUGGUGCAGAGCUCUGGGUGGCCCAGCUGAGGAGGUGGCUGAGAGCUGGCGGGGGCUCAGCUCACACCCAGGAAAUAGGAUGCUCUUGUUUGCUUUCCAGUGGACAGACUUUCAGAUUUCAUAUUCAUAUACCGAUGCCUACAGCUGCCUAUACAAGCAUAACAAAUCUCAGACAUUGUGUAAACAAGGUCAUUGCUUCAAUAUGGACUAUCAUGGCACAGUACUUUUUUUCUGUUUCUGUUUGGUUUUUUUUUUCCUCUCCUUCUGUCUGUUAAGGUGUUUGUUCUCUAAAGGUUGGCAUGGCUGCAUAUGUCCUCUCCACCCUUUCUGGUCCUUAAGCCCUGGCAAGGAAGGGCUUUGCAGGCACACAAGUGUGUAUGUGUGUGUUAGGAAAGGAAAAGUAUCUGAGAAGAAAACUGCCAGUCUUUUGUUGAAGUCCAGGGGGAGUUAAGUGACAUUUUCAUCCCUACAGAUGAAGUUAGAUUGAGCACUGCAGACUCUCCAUUAAGUAGCAGGUUCCCAGACCUAGACAACCCAGGAGAUGAAGUUUGGUGUCAUUUGUCACUUACUGGCUAGGAUAUUUUCCCCUGCCCUCCUGGAGACUUGACUGUAGCAGGCUGUUAAAACCUUCAAGUCUCCUUUUAAUCACUGAGAACUAGCACAUAAUAAUUUUUCCAUCCUGACCUGGAAUCCUUUUCAUUGUUCAAAGAGAACAAGCUGUUCUUCAGAGAAUACUCAGCGUUGCUGUGAGUGGUUUAAGUCGUUGUCUCCAAGGGAUCAGUGAGGCAGGAGCUCUUCUGCAAUCAGGAAGUUUCCCUCCUGCAGCCCUUCAUGACAGAUGCUUCUGCAGCAGUGCUGGUAACUUCCAAGUGUUUGCUCCAGUCUUUUUGGAUUUUUGUGUUUGUUUUUUUUUUUCCUUUUUUUUUUUUUUUCUUUUUUUUUUUUCCCCCAGUUUGUCUGUUCUGGAAAAACAGCAAAAUAAAUUUCCCAGUUAACCUUCCUGCUUCCCAGUACCUGUACAUCUUUAACAUGCCCACAUUGUCUUGUGUGGUUGCUGGGUGAUGCAACUACUUGAAGACUUUUAUAAUAUUCUUUUCUAAUAGAAAACAAGGUCUAGAAGGGAAACUCUUGAGCUGAAUAUCCAGCCAAAUGCUGUGUCAGACCAUUCUGUCACAAAAUAAUCAAAUCCCAGCUCAAAAUUGGUUCCAUGUCUUGCCUUCACUUUUGCUCUUGGAAGGAUAUUCCAGAACUUCACUGCCUUUGAAAGGUUAGAAACUUUAUUUAAAUUUCUAGUUUUAAUUAAUUCAUGGCCGGUUCAUUCCUGGUUUGUUUUGGAGCCAACAUUGUCCUUUAACUUAAAUAGUUUUUGGUGUUUAUCCACUGAUGUAUUUAUGGAGAGUAGUCAUAGCUCCUCAUUUUUGCCAAGCUAACUCAGCCAAGCUUUUUUCAGUAGAAGAUUUUUAUUUAGUGAGAGCUUUUUAAUGUGGGAGACUUUAUUGUUGGUGGUAAAUGAUAUUUAUUAGAAGGGUGGGUAGCAAGCCCCAAAGGAUCAGAUCCAGAGAUUUACAAAGAAAUUUGGUUUAAAAACAAAAAAGCUCUUUCAGAACCUCUUCCAAAGUGUCUGAUUUCUACCUUUAAUUGUCCUUGUUUUUCCACUUCUUUCUUUGUUCCCCCCCUUUAAGAGGCUGCCUUGCUCAACUGCUAGGAAGGAUUUUAUCUGCUCUGUGCUUUGCAAGAGAGAGGAGGCUUCCUCAUGUCUGGUGGUACGUGCCAACGUGGUAGGUGCCUGAGGUCACAUUGCUCCCCUGGCACACAGUGUAACCCCUGUGGCCAAGGACAAGCAUCUGCUUCAGGAGGAGAUGACCUGCACUCUGAAGUGAGCUGGGGCAGCUGCAGGCACCUGCACUGCAACCAUCCCUUAGCAGUCUGCCCAGAAGGCUGUGGGCAGGGGUGGUGCUGACCUGGAGCACCCUGCUGUGACACCGGGCUCCCUGAAUUCCUUGUGUCUUCCGAAGCACUCGUGCUGGUCGUGCUGUGGCUGGGGACAUAAGCAGCAGCCAUCCCACCUCAGCUGGGCAGAGCAGGGGUGGCUGCACAGCAAAGCCAGCCAGAGCCCUGGGGGUGCAGUCCUGCACACCCCAAAAUAUCACAGGUGAUGGGAGAAUCUGGGUGGUCCCAGAGCCAGAGGUAGCAGAUCUGGGAGUUGUGCAGCCCGAGAGUACAUGUACGUACAGUGUUACCUUCAGAGAACAAACACAGGUAGGUCAAUUUACUCUCUAGUGUUUAUGUACCUGCAGGUUUAUUUAAGUACACAUAUAUACAGAUCAGAUAUGCCAUUGAUUCUUUAUUGCGUUAAGAUGUACAUAAAAAAUGUACACUUUUACUAACUACUUGCUAUAUAAACAUGUUGGAAGUGUAGUUUGCCCAUUCAAGGUGAUUUUCUGUGGGGUUUUUGGUGUACACUUAAAAGGCCUAUGGCUAACUGGAAGGGUGAUCCCCACUCCAUCUACAGAAAUGCUUAAGGACUGUGGUAUGAGCUGGUCCCUUCAAACCAUUUUUUCGUGCACUAGCUGAAAUAUUUUGCACUUGGAUUGUACUUGACCAGUUUUCCAGAAAAAUUGAAAAGAGGUCUUGUGAGCUAGAGGGAGAAUUUCCCGGUGUACACAGAAAAAACAGCCUUGAGGGUUGGAAGCUGCUGAAGUUUUUGAGCUUUGUCUCCAUGCAUUCAUACAAGCACAGCAGGAGUUUUCUUUCUUUUGGGUCGGAGGAAUUUUAAAAAGUGGUUCCAUGCAGACUCCCCUCGGAUCUGGUGACAGGGCUGGCAAGCCCCACUGCAUGGGGAGGGUAAGAUUUAGAGGCAAAAAAAAUAAUCACGUAUUCGAGUUCCCUUUCUAACAUUCCUUGUUAUCUGCUUUUGUUUAAUUGACUUGAAAUCUCCAUGAAAGUAUAAGCUGAAUAAUUUUGAGGGCUUAGCUCUGUUGUCCUCUGUUUCCCUAUUGCAUCGUUUCUGAAGCAGGUGUCAUCUCCAAACAGACUCAGGUUUUGGUGCAGGACAUUAGAAAUGUGUUUGCAUCUGAAACUGAAAGGAAAAAUUGAGAGGUGGCUCGACAGUCCCAGCAGAGCAGCUCUUCUGGUGAUGAGAGAAGAGUGUCACCAGAAUUCUACACAGUGUGUGAAUAUUUAUCAUCAUCUAAUCAAAGAUGACUAUCUUGACUUGAAAGCAGAGGUGUAAGAUAAAGGUUGUGUAGCCAGCAUCAGUAAGGAAGGGAAAUGAAAUUCUUCACCUCCAUCUGCUCUGUGUGAGCUUGGGUGUGACAGGCAUUAAGUAGUAGCCAUUGUUUUUAAUCCAUGUGAAUCUUGUUACUUAUGUGUCUGAGGCUGCUUAGAUUAAAGGCACAAUCCAAUUGCUUAAUAAGCUGAAACCCUGAUCUGUGCUGUACCUGGCUUGCUCGUGUACAGGGCUGCUGGUUCUCCUGAUGCAAGGAACAGAGUUGCUGUAUUCAUCAUCAGCAGGCCCUGCCAUGAGUUUUUUAGACUGUUUCAUUUGGGUACCUUAUUUUUCAGCUCCUUCAUUAGCAUAAUAUUUUUUUUUCUUAUUUUAUUUUUAGCAGAACACUAAACAAACCAUGAUUUACAGGCUCUUACUUCCAGUUGCCCGAGAACCGAGCGCUGCCGCACGUCAGGGCCGCAGCCACGGCGAGAGGAGCGGGCAGAGGUGCUUGCUUCAAGAGAGGGUUUGCAGCAGUCAGGGUACACCUGCAGAGCUCCAGCCCCAGGUAUUUAGUGUCCCUGUAUGUCCCCGUGGCUGCAUGUCCCCUCCCUGGCAGGGGCUCGUGUUGGUCACUGUGUAAAGCCACCAGCAAAAGCAGUAGCUGCUGGGAUGAGAAACCCCGUAGUCAGCCCACAGCUGAACGCAGAACCUUAAACUCACACAGAAGCUGGAGCUGCAAGAUACCUGCUUGGUUGGUUUUUGCUAAGUGUCCCCUUUCUGUUCAGGAGGAAAAGGAAAAUGUAGAAGGCUGGGUUUCCGUUUAGUUGGGGGUGUGUGUGUGUGUAUAUAUAUAUAUAUAUAUAUAUAUUUAAAUGAAAAGCAACUGGUUUUGGUCACGGAUAGAAGUGUUGUGAUCUGUCUUCCCUGCAAGCCCCUCUCUUAAAGACAUUACAGAGGCAACCUGAUGGGAAGAUGAUGUUUGGGUUCUGGGCCACUGGGAAUCAGAAGAGAAAGAUGAUUUUGAGCACUUAGGCACAAAUUAGAAAGUAAACAUGAUGCUGCACCUUCUUGUCAAGUUAGUAAUAUUUGAAAUGCUUGUAAACUUCUCUCUCCUGUUGUCCAGAUAAUUUUGGCUUCACUUUUUCCAAAUCCAUCGGUGGCUUGAUGUGGUUCAGCUCACUGCAGUACCCUCUUGUAAUAUCUCAGUUGAUCACAAAACCAGCAGGGUAAGAUAAGACAGCACUACAAACUGGGGGGGAGGGUGGGAUGAGACACUUGCAAACUGUACCUCUUUUUUGCAAGUUUAGUUUCUGCUCUUUUACUGGCUGUUUCCCUGCCAGGAAUGCCAGAUUGGCAUCAAAAAACUUUAAAGCAGAGCAAGGGACCUCUGUUACCUGAGCAGUGACUUUUUUUUUUUUAAUUUUACUUUCUUGUUAUUGCUUUUUCCAGUAAAGAAUGCUCUGUUGGCUGUCACUGGCCAUACUUUGAUGGCACAAUUAAAGCCUCUUUUUUCCCUGUACUGAUGGAGGGUAGUAUUAGGCAGACUCUUGCUUACUGGUGCUAGUGAAGGUUGGGCUAGGAAUCCAUGGCAUAGAAAACUUCUUGCUAAAAUUGCACUUUCUCUCUGCCCCAUCUGGCUCAUGGUGGUGUUAUGGGUACGUGGCUGUGAUUCCCCUUGCACAUACUAACAUUGCACUAAAGGAGAGACUUUGGGAGCAGCGUGUUGAUCACUUUGUUUCUCAGCAGACCACAAAGUCAGCCUAAUGGGGGUCUCUUUUUUUUUUAAUUAUUAUUAUUUAGAAAUCAUGCUGGUGCUGAAUGACCUGGAAUUUUUUUUUUGCUUGGAUUUAUCCAAAGGAAAAUGUAAUUGUAGCUGCAAUGGGACCUUUCAUAAGGGUGGCCAUGCAGCUAGGGAGCAGGGCAAGGGCUCUGCUGUGUAAACAGUCUUUGUACUGGGGAGGUGUGUGGGGUGCCCAUGGGGGUUAUUACUGUGUUGUUGUUGUUUUUUUUAAGACCACAAUUUUAGAUGGUCACCCUGGCAAUCGUGUGAGACAGGAAAUAGUUUUUACUUUUGGUAAAGGGUUUUAAAGAGAAAAAAAAACCACAAGUGAAGCUGCCUGUGAUUGUGGGCUGUGGCUAUUAGGCUAGGGUAGCUUGUACCUGCUAUGGACUUUACCUGCUCUUAUUCUGAGGGCAAGAACUCCCUGUAGCAACAAUGCCACUUCUGAGAAGUGAAUGGCAAGUUUCCCUUCCUUUUGUAUAUGUGGAUGUGAGGGCGGGCGAGGGGAAGAGCUUGCUUGUACAGUUUGUUGAAAUGAAACCAGACAUUUUUGGUUGUUCCUAAAUAAAGAGCGUAAAAGACAAA
Apus apus (common swift) is the source of this 9456-nucleotide messenger RNA. RefSeq names its product zinc fingers and homeoboxes 3 (gene ZHX3). The record is from RefSeq and is a predicted model, not a curated record. NCBI's taxonomy places the organism in Eukaryota, Metazoa, Chordata, Aves, Apodiformes, Apodidae. The coding region runs from base 926 to 3706 and encodes 926 amino acids. Gene Ontology annotation, molecular function: DNA-binding transcription factor activity, RNA polymerase II-specific; DNA binding. Gene Ontology annotation, cellular component: nucleus. The transcript is spliced from 4 exons. Gene Ontology annotation, biological process: regulation of transcription by RNA polymerase II.